This is a messenger RNA of Trypanosoma brucei brucei TREU927, 1233 nucleotides long. RefSeq names its product expression site-associated gene (ESAG) protein, putative. Lineage: Eukaryota; Euglenozoa; Kinetoplastea; Trypanosomatida; Trypanosomatidae. The record is from RefSeq and is a predicted model, not a curated record. The transcript has a single exon. The coding region runs from base 1 to 1233 and encodes 410 amino acids.
AUGAAGAGACGUGGUUGCGCUGGGGUGCUAUUGUUGGUUGCUCUUUUAUGGGGAUCAAUAAGAGGAAGUCAGGGUCAACAGAAGGGUGUUUUCAACAUUACUGAUUACCAACACAACACCGGAGAGUUUGAGAUCCUUUGUAAGAUUUACAGGAUCACUCAAGCAAAGGUGCCAAGGCCGGAAUUUAGAAACCGUGAGAAGGAAGAUGAGAUUAUGAAGAGGUUCGAGGUAAUGGUGAGUGAGGCGAGAGCGAACGGAAAAGAAACUUCUGUGAGCCAAAAGGCGCGUGAAGGGAUUGAGAAACUAUACAAAAGAGCAAAAGCGGUGAAGGGAGAGAUUGACAGGAAUAGAAAGAGGGCGAUGCGGGAGAGCAGUAAGGCUGAGGAGAGCAUGAUGAAAGCUGUGUAUGGUGAUUUAGUGGAUGAGGCACAUAAGACCAACAGACCCAUUGACGAUAUUAUGGAAACUAAUAAAAGUUUACUGUUCAACAGCAAUGAAUCUGCUCUGGAAAGCUGUGGAAGCAACGGUAAUGAAACUGGAAAAACACUUGUUAACGACUUUUUUUGUGUAUGUGUGGGAGAGGCGAAAGACGAGGCGAACAGCAGCAGCUACUAUUACAACGGGCAUAGUUCGCCCUGCAGGACCUACUUGAGGCGACCAGAAAAAAAUAAGUGGACGGGCAUGAGCAAUGAGUGCGCCUUGGCCGAAGAGAAAUGUGAGGUUAAUUCAUCAAUGACACUCAAAGAUGCUUGGCAAGUGGUAAAGCGCGGAUGCGUGUACAGGCACAUUGCAUCCAACUCAAAGCUGUUAAAGGCUGCAUUGGAGGAGUUUGAUAAAUCUGUUAACAUGAGGCAGGACAAGUUUCAGGUGGAAGGCGUAUUUGGCCACGUGAAUGAUACGAGUAAUGAAACAUUUCUAUGUGAUGGCCACAGACCCGGAACAACGUGUGUGAAUUACAAACACACCUUAUCCCAUGGCGGCAUACCGUGGCACAAUCGUCUCACCAAUGCCACAAAGAACAUGGAAGACAUGGAGAAGUAUGAAAGUGAAGCAAACUCCCAUAUUUACGAGUUGGAAGAUUUACAGCAUGACGCUGAGGAAAUGUUUCUUGAGUACAAACUUGGAGGAAACAUAGAUAUCUGGGGCAAGGCAGAAAAUUUGGAUGUUGACACGGAGGGUGAUGCCCAUUUCGAUUUAAUGGUGAGCAUUUUUGUUUUGUUGGUGUUUUCGUAA